Messenger RNA from Ixodes scapularis (black-legged tick), 5737 nucleotides. RefSeq names its product neural cell adhesion molecule 2. The record is from RefSeq and is a predicted model, not a curated record. Gene Ontology annotation, molecular function: protein binding. The transcript is spliced from 14 exons. Bases 84 to 2471 code for a protein of 795 amino acids. NCBI's taxonomy places the organism in Eukaryota, Metazoa, Arthropoda, Arachnida, Ixodida, Ixodidae.
GUAAGUUGUCCUCUUUCGGACCAGCUGGGCUGUAGAGCUACCGUGUUCGUCUCCAGUUUGUUUUCCUUUCUCACUUCGAAGUGAUGUUUUCCACUUGUCUUCAUCCACAAGAGGAGCCCCGCGUGCACGUUGUCGGCGUGCUGGGCGAGAAGGCCGGUCUCCCGUGCGACAUGACCCCCAACACGACGGACGACGAGGUGUCCCUGGUGCUGUGGUACAAGGACGACUCGACGACGCCCAUCUACUCGUGCGACGCCCGCAAGAGCCGCCUGGCGCUCGCCCACCACGCCCCGGCCGACUGGCUCGGACACCGGGCCUACCUCAGGGUCGACGCCGGACAGCCUUCGCUGCUCGAGCUGUACCCGGUGCUCGAAGAGGACGAGGGCCUCUACCGCUGCCGCGUGGACUUUAAGAAAGCGCGCACCCGCAACUACGAAGUCCUCCUUAAAGUCAUCCUUCCCCCAAAUGAACCUAUUAUCACGGACCAAAACGGCGAGAUUCUUCCCAGCAAAAGCAUCAUCGGGCCGUACAACGAAGGAGACCGCUUGCUGCUCGUCUGCCAAGUUGAAGGAGGCAGUCCCCCGCCAGUGGUCACAUGGUGGAGGGAGUCCUUCCUGCUGGACGACCAGUACAACGUGACCACUCAGGGGAUUUCGAGGAACGAGCUGGAGAUCCCGUCGCUGGGCCGAAACGACCUCAUGGCCACCUUCACCUGCCUCGCCACCAACAACAACAUCUCUUUCCCGGUGUCCGCCAGCGUCACCGUAGACCUCAACUUCCGUCCCCUGUCGGUGUGGAUCGAGGGCGAGCCGCGCCCCCUGUCGGCGGGCAAGGCGGUGACGCUCACCUGUCGCGCCACGGGGUCCCGUCCCCCUGCGGCCAUGGAGUGGUGGAAGGCCGGCAGCCGCAUGAACGCCACCCAGCUGAACGGCACCAGUGCGCUCAGCUUCGUGCCCGUCAGCGAGGACUCCGGCAAGCACCUGUCCUGUCGCGCCGAGAACCCGCUGAUCGCCGGAAGCGCCAUCGAAGACGGCUGGAAGCUCGAAGUGCACUAUAUACCGCAGCUAAACCUGCGUCUGGGCAGCAAGCUGCGCCACCAACACAUCCAGGAGGGCAACGACGUGUUUCUGGAGUGCGACAUCCGGGCCAGUCCCUGGGUGAGCGACAUCGGCUGGCGCUUCGACGGCCGGGACCUGUCCACCAACACUUCAGCAGGCGUCAUCGUGAGCAACCAGUCCUUGGUGCUCCAGAAGGUCGACAGGCGCUCCAGGGGGCGCUACACGUGCACGGCCACCAACUCCGAAGGCCAGGGGGAGAGCAACCCGGUCAACCUCAGGGUCAGAUACGCCCCCACCUGCAAGCCCGGCCAGAAGACGGUAUACGGCGCGGCUCGACAGGAGGCCGUGCGCGUGAGCUGCGAGCUGGAAGCAGAUCCUCCUGACGUGACGUUCCGCUGGCGGUUUAACUCGUCCAAGGAACUGUUGGGCUCGAGCAACGUCAUCAGCGAGUCGACCCGCAGUUGGGCCACCGUGGUGCCGCUGGCCGAGGACGACUACGGCACGCUGCUCUGCUGGGGAAAGAACGGCAUCGGCAUCCAGCGGGAACCGUGCAUCUUCACGCUCAUCCCCGCAGGACCGCCGGACAUGGUCCAGAACUGUUCUAUGACGAACCAGACGGAAGACACCGUGGCCGUGACCUGCGUCGAAGGUUACGACGGCGGCCUGCCACAGAGCUUUCGCCUGGAGCUGCACGACACGGCGCACCGGUUGCUUCGCAACAACGUCACGUCGGACUCUGGGGCGACGUUCGUGGCCCGCGGUCUGCCGCCAGGCACCAGCUUCGUGGCCGCGGUGUACGCCUUCAACUCGAGGGGGCGCUCCCAGCCCAAGGUGAUCAUCGUGAGCACACUACCGGCGCCGGUCAGCCUCACGAGGAGAGAAGGUUUGUGGCAGCUAAACUUCAGUCCUCUACUUGCCGCGUUGAUCGCCGUUGUCGGGGGACUUGUCGUCAUUGCCAUUGCCAUCAUCAUCGUGAUGAAAUUCAAAGGUCGGCAACAUGGUGACAAAGGUCAAAGUCGGAUCAAAAAGGACGACAAAUCGCACAUGCCUCUGCAAAAGGAUACCGACGACAGCAACGACAUAUUUCAUGAUGAAGAAAAAUGCCCAGACAUCAUCCCAGAUGUCCGAAUGGGAGAUACAAUAGCUGGACCCGUCAUCGAAAGCAACUUCGGCGGCACUGCUAAAUCUUGGGAAACACAGCACUUCGGUCCCAUCAACCGAGUGGCUUAUCACAAGGCUCCUGAAUGGAGUUCGCCCAGAACAGCUCGGGACAAAGACACAAUACUGCUGACGCCCCUGCAGGAGUACUCUGCGUACUCUGAGAACAGCAAAGAGUUCGACAAGGCACUUUCAGAGCAGCCAGCAGGCCAGUUAACUAGUUUCAAGCCCCUACCCAACGGCAGCGGUAAUUGACUCGGAAACGCCGCGAGGACGACAGAGAGCAAGUGAGAAGAAAAUUGCCUUGAGCAUAUGGCGAAGGCAGAUCGAGCGUCAGUGGUGACCGGCCGUCCACAGCGGCGGUGUCAUCGAUGCGACGAGCAAGCCGGAGCACGUGUAACGAGUGUAACAGAUCGAGGCAGGACACGUCGGUGUGCGGGCCCCGAGUCACACCACUCAUCGACGCCUCGAGGUUCAGCGACCUGUGUACAUAAAUCUCCAAGGAUUUGAACGCGUGUGAAACCGCAGAAUCGUGCGCGGAGGAGGGUGUCCGUGGUCAGACGCAAAAUGGUUGCGCCGAGAACAUAGCGGGCCGAAGUACGACGUCCCGCAUGGGCGAAAUCGACCAUUGACUUGCGAGUGAAACGCUGGAGUAGGUUCGUUAUACCAGUAUCUCUUUUUCUUGUUUUGUUCUGCCUAAUCGGACAUAAUAUACGUGUUUACAAAAUGAUUGUUUUGCGUUCAUGUGCCCGCGUAAGCUUGUUGGUUUGGAAUGACUUAAGCGGUUUUGUUUUUAUGCGUAUGCGGGUAGACAGUACCAGGAUAAUAAAAAAAAGACAAGCUGCGCUUAUAAGCGAUAUAGGCCUGACCAAAAUACUCAAAUGUAAAAUUUCUACGGGUAACACAAUGUGAAGGCAUUAUUUUAAAAAUUAGUGACGGAUUAGACGAGUCACGCAAAGACAAGCGUACUUAUUUUAAACACGAAUAUACAAGUCAGUAAAACAAAACAGUACCCCUGGGCAUUUGUGUUGGAGAAUUUGUGGCUGCUUAUUGUUAUCGGGGUAAGUAGCUUAUGACGUAUAAAAUAAUAACAAAAGUGUUGUCAAAAGUGACGUUAACGCUUUCGCGCAGUUACUCAUUUUGAUUGCCAAUAGAGUGUUAAUAUCACAUAUAUUGGUACGCCAUGACAACGAAGGCCUGAUCCUACAGAGUUCGACGAGAAAUGCAUCGGUCAGAAAGAACUAGUCCUCCUGUGCUCCAGUUAGGAUAACUUUCCGCUGAGGCAUUGCCCUCCAUGUUUCAGCGACCACGAGGCACCCUCCUCGAAAACAGUUUUUCGUACAUCUGUAUAUAGACACUCACGACACCGUUGCUCACGCCUGCAUCAGGCGCCCAAGAGUGCAGCCCUUCUGGACUUAGCGGAGGACUCACGUGGCUCCAGAACGACCAGAGGAACCGGCCACAGCGAGCCCCCUGUGUCUUCAUCUUCAGCCCUUUGUUUUGCACGUCCUCGUUCUCAUUCUAUUGUUUAAGAGCGCCCAUAAGCCACCAUGGCCCUCGUCACAGAAAUUUUUACUUAUCCCGAUGACGUGAUGACAAAACUGCAGCGCCUGUGUCUGUUGUCGCCGGUGAAUGCCGAUUCUAUGGUCAUCCUGAACGUCAUGCGGAAUAGGAGGAUGUCUUUUGCCUCAGGCCGGAGACGUGGUGGAGGGAUCGACUUUAGUCACUGAUAGAAUGAGAACGGAAAAACUAUAGGGCGUCAUUUUCCAAUGCCCUUUCUCCAGCGAACACCCACUCAUUCCACCGCGCUGUGGCUGCGCGUGCACACUCGACGCUCCCGAGAGGCCGAAGCAUUAUCUGUGGGAGGACGCUCUCGCUGGGUGCGGAGCAAAUGUGGAACCUCCCUGCCGUCGUCGUCCUGUCAGUGAUUAUAACACAUUGGGCAAGACUGUAGCUCCGAUUGACUGUAAUCUUCGGGAUAUUUUGUUGCAAUAGUCUCCGCUGUUUCCGGGCUAGUGUGACAGGCAUCCUCCUUUUUUGUAUGAUAUUCCCGGUGACUAAUCUACUCCUCCCAUGGGUAGCCUAAAAGUGUACCCACAAUACGGGUUCCUCGUAAAUCCGCGAUAAUGCCUGCGAUCUUGAAUCGCGAGUAAAGGGCGCGUGCAAAAUAUAUCGGGUGAGUUUGGCAAUCCAGGAGCCACCUAUAUUAGAGGUAUUUUCAGGCUGCCCAUUGGAACCGGCUCUUACGUUUCUCCCGGUUGAAAUGGAUGCGCGCCUUUUACAACCUCAGAAUAUGUGCAUGGUAUGAACUCUUUAGUCACUGAUAAUCAGGACGGCUGAGCUGUUCUCGAUUCAUUAGAUAGGCGCUGGGUUUAACGUUGGGUAGUUAUAUAUUCCUUCGUUUAAGUUUUUCAAGGACGGAAGGUUAUGUUCCAUUUCAUUUUGGUUCUGUGUCACAGCCUCACAUAUUUUAUUAUUGCUGCAUUCAUUAUUGCCGUGUGCAACCAUCUGUCAUUGCAGACUAUCGUUUGUUCGUGUAUGGUUACAAAAAGUUUUGAAUGAAGGUACGUAACACCUUCAUUGCGACGUCGAAGCAUGACGUGGGCAUUAAUGGGUGUGGAAGAGACUGUUUCCGGGGAUAAAUCAUUUGAACGUUUGCUGCAGAAUCGAGUCUCUGAAGCGUUGUUCAUUGUAAAGGUCAUUCCAUUGCUUCAGGAGAAAUGAACAACGCUUUGAUGAGUCCUGGUCGGUCAAAUCCUUAUGUUUCUAAAGAAGAUUGCUACAAUGUUUAUUCGUGCAAGUGAUUGAUUUCUGUGACCGCGUAAGAUGUGUGGCUAUUGAUCUUCACUAUAUUUUCUUGUCUCCACUAAUCGGCCCCCAACGUUAUAGAUUCUGAGGUCAAGUAUUUAUCACCUCCGUAUUAGGAUCUAGUCGAGCAUUUCAGUUUAAUUUAACUCUAUCAAGCCUGCUAUCAUUACGCCGUUUGAAGAAACUGAAAAAAUGUCGGAAUUCUAUAUUUCCAUGCCAUGGUAAACAAGCUACAAAAGAGUGAAAAACCGGUAUUUUCGACGAAUUCAGACAGUUCAAAGUGCCAUAAAAGUAACAAAAAUGCGUAGACUGAAUUGUGUUUCUUCAAGAGUGAUUGCGAAUGUUUUCAAGGGUUGAUAAAUGUCAAUACCUUCUGUUAUGGCACGUUUUUAAUGUCGGUCACACAAUGGUUUUACAGAAGCGCUUUCAAUUUGGUUUAAGUCAAAAGGUAACGUUUCGGAUAGACUGUGUUGUAUUUUGUUUUUUUUCGUGGGAUGUUAAAACGUGUUUGUGAUUUCACACGAAAGCUGUGUUUACACACUUCGUAGAUGGCGCGACAUGUUUCCAUCAUAUUUUAUGGAUUAAAGCCAUCGUUUGUAGGAAAUACCAGAAGCCCACAACGGGUACAGACUGAAGCCGUUGCUCAGCCGACGGAACAUGAGCCUGAUCCUGUGAAAGUCUCAAAUAAACAAAAGAAAAUGCUUUGCUUGAAA